GCGGAAGUCCUCCGCUGGCCGACCGGGAAGUAGCAGAAGACUGGGCGAUGGCAGCUCUGGAGGCCUCGCUCCGGGGCAGACCCGACGCCACGGUUCCCCCGCGGUAGACCGGAUCAGGGUGGCGGGCUCCGGGUCCCGAGGGAUGGAGGGGACUAAAACUUCCAGCAGCACCAUGCAGGUGAGCUUCGUGUGCCAGCGUUGCAGCCAGCCCCUGAAACUGGACACGAGCUUCAAGAUCCUGGAUCGUGUCACCAUCCAGGAGCUCACAGCUCCAUUACUUGCCACAGCCCAGGUGAAACCAGGAGAGACCCAAGAGGAAGAGGCUAACUCAGGAGAGGAGCCAUUUCUUGAAACUCGCCAGGAUGGUGUCUCUCGCAGAUUCAUCCCCCCAGCCAGGAUGAUGUCUACAGAAAGUGCCAACAGCUUCACUCUGAUCGGGGAGGCAUCUGAUGGCGGCACCAUGGAGAAUCUCAGCCGAAGACUGAAGGUCACUGGGGACCUUUUUGACAUCAUGUCAGGCCAGACCGAUGUGGAUCACCCACUGUGUGAGGAAUGCACAGACACUCUUUUAGACCAACUGGACACUCAGCUCAACGUCACUGAAAAUGAGUGUCAGAACUAUAAACGCUGUUUAGAGCUCUUAGAGCAGAUGAAUGAGGACGACAGUGAACAGCUACAGAGGGAGCUAAAGGAGCUGGCAUUAGAGGAGGAGAGGCUGAUCCAGGAGCUGGAAGAUGUGGAAAAGAACCGCAAGAUAGUGGCGGAAAAUCUUGAGAAGGUCCAGGCUGAGGCUGAGAGACUGGAUCAGGAGGAAGCUCAGUAUCAGAGGGAGUACAGUGAAUUUAAGCGACAACAGCUGGAGCUGGACGAUGAGCUGAAGAGUGUGGAAAACCAGAUGCGUUAUGCCCAGAUGCAGCUGGACAAGCUGAAGAAAACUAAUGUCUUCAAUGCGACCUUCCACAUCUGGCACAGUGGACAGUUCGGCACAAUCAAUAACUUCCGACUGGGUCGCCUGCCCAGUGUUCCCGUGGAAUGGAAUGAGAUCAAUGCUGCCUGGGGUCAGACGGUGUUGCUGCUCCACGCCCUGGCCAAUAAGAUGGGUCUGAAAUUUCAGAGGUAUCGACUUGUUCCCUAUGGAAACCAUUCAUAUCUGGAGUCUCUGACAGACAAAUCUAAGGAGCUGCCAUUAUAUUGCUCUGGGGGGUUGCGGUUUUUCUGGGACAACAAGUUUGACCAUGCCAUGGUGGCUUUCCUGGACUGUGUGCAGCAGUUUAAAGAAGAGGUAGAGAAAGGCGAGACCCGUUUUUGUCUUCCUUACAGGAUGGAUGUGGAGAAGGGCAAGAUUGAAGACACAGGAGGAAGUGGCGGCUCCUAUUCGAUCAAAACCCAGUUUAACUCUGAGGAACAGUGGACAAAAGCUCUCAAGUUCAUGCUGACGAAUCUUAAGUGGGGGCUUGCUUGGGUGUCCUCACAGUUUUAUAACAAAUGACUUUUUUUUUCCUUAGGGAAAUGUUUGCCUUAAAGGCUUUAAAUUUUGUUUUGUUUGCAAAGAGGAAAAAUGUUUUAAAUUAAAUUUGGGUACUAUUAAACAGCACAUGUUUACAAUACCAAAAAAGAAGAAAAAUCCACAAAAGCCACUUUAUUUUAGGAUAUCAUGUGACAGAUAGUUUCCAGAGCUACCAGCCUUUGUCAUAGUUUUGACUCUUAACCCCAUACCUUCCUUGCCCUCUCUCCCCUCAAAACAACUAAUUUAAAUUUGCUUUUGUUGUUGUUGCUGUUGUUAACUGAGUUGAAUUGAGAUUGAUGUGUUUUCAUUGGGUUUUAUCUCUCUCAACUUCCUGCACUUACAAUAUGAGCUAGAAACUUUUUUUUUUUUAAGAUUUUAUUUAGUCAUUUGACAGAGAGAGA
Odobenus rosmarus divergens (Pacific walrus) is the source of this 1908-nucleotide messenger RNA. RefSeq names its product beclin 1, autophagy related (gene BECN1). Lineage: Eukaryota; Metazoa; Chordata; Mammalia; Carnivora; Odobenidae. The record is from RefSeq and is a predicted model, not a curated record. Bases 143 to 1489 code for a protein of 448 amino acids. Gene Ontology annotation, biological process: autophagy; late endosome to vacuole transport; autophagosome assembly. The transcript has 12 exons. Gene Ontology annotation, cellular component: phosphatidylinositol 3-kinase complex, class III, type I; phosphatidylinositol 3-kinase complex, class III, type II; phagophore assembly site.